This is a messenger RNA of Dictyostelium discoideum AX4, 2985 nucleotides long. RefSeq names its product glycine dehydrogenase (gene gcvP). The transcript has 2 exons. Gene Ontology annotation, cellular component: mitochondrion. Gene Ontology annotation, biological process: glycine metabolic process; glycine catabolic process. Gene Ontology annotation, molecular function: glycine dehydrogenase (decarboxylating) activity. Lineage: Eukaryota; Evosea; Eumycetozoa; Dictyosteliales; Dictyosteliaceae. Bases 1 to 2985 code for a protein of 994 amino acids. The record is from RefSeq and is a predicted model, not a curated record.
AUGUUAAAAUUAUUACGUAAUAAUGGAAUAAAUAAAUUAAAAUCUAAUUUAAUUAGAAAUUAUUCAACAAAACAAUCAAUAUUUCAAGCAUUAGAUACAUUUCCAAAAAGACAUAUUGGACCAAAUGAAAAUGAAAUUAAUGAAAUGUUAAAAAGUAUUAAUACAUCAAAACUUUCAAAAAAGAAUCCAAAUAGUUUAGAACAAUUGAUCGAAUAUACAAUUCCAAAGGAUAUUAGAUUAAAUAGAGAAUUAAAUAUUGAAGAGAAUAAAGUUAUUGGUGAGAAUCAAUUAUUAAAGGAUUUAAAAAAGAUUGCAGAAAAGAAUAAAGUUUAUAGAUCAUUCAUUGGCAUGGGUUAUUAUGGAACAAUUACACCACAUGUAAUUCAACGUAACAUUUUAGAGAAUCCAGGUUGGUAUACACCAUACACACCAUAUCAAGCAGAGAUUAGUCAAGGUCGUUUGGAGAGUUUAUUGAAUUUCCAAACUAUGGUAUCAGAGUUUACAGGUUUACCAAUGUCAAAUGCAUCAUUAUUGGAUGAAGCAACCGCUGCUGCAGAGGCAAUGCAAAUGUGUGUAAACAUUUCAAAGAGUAAAGGACCAUUUGCUUUCUUGGUCGAUAAAUAUUGUCAUCCACAAACAAUUGAUACCAUUAAAACUAGAGCAGAACCAAAGGGUAUUCGUAUUGAAGUAGUCGAUUCAAAGGAUUUCAAAUUCACAGAGGAUGUAGUUGGUUGUAUCGUUCAAUAUCCAUCAAGCAAUGGUGUCAUUACCGAUUAUAAGGAGAUGGCAGAUCGUGCUCAUCAAGCCAAUGCAUUGGUUGUAGCUGCCACUGAUUUACUCUCAUUGGCAUUAUUGAAACCACCAGGUGAAUGGGGAGCUGAUAUUGCCUUGGGUAAUAGUCAAAGAUUUGGUGUACCAUUAGGUUUUGGUGGUCCACAUGCUGCUUUCUUUUCAACUAAAGAUAAGUAUGCUCGUUUACUUCCAGGUAGAAUCAUUGGUGUAAGUAAAGAUAAACAAGGUAAUUCAGCAUUCCGUAUGGCAUUACAAACUCGUGAACAACAUAUUCGUCGUGAAAAAGCAACAUCAAACAUUUGUACCUCUCAAGCACUCUUGGCUAAUAUGUCUGCAAUGUAUGCAGUUUAUCAUGGUCAACAAGGUAUUAAAGAUAUUGCCAAUGCAGUUCAUAGAAAAGCUAUCAUCCUCGCUGAAGGUAUUAAAAGAUUGGGUUAUACAGUUUUGGAUCGUCCAUUCUUUGAUACAGUUUUAAUUAUCACUGGUGAUAAGACCGAUAUGAUGAUUAAAGAAUUGGAAUCACGUCAAAUUAAUGUUCGUCAAUAUUGUAGUAAAUCAAUUUCAAUCUCAUUGGAUGAAACUGUUACCUCUGCUGAUAUCAGUGCAUUAUUGAAUGGAUUUUCAGCUCACGCAUCAAAACCAUUGGGUUUAUCAUCACCAGAACAAUUGGAAAAAGAAACCUCUACAAUCUCUGUUAUUUCAGAAGAAUUUGCUCGUCAAACACCAUUCCUUACUCAUCCAAUCUUUAAUAGAUAUCAUUCAGAACAUGAACUUCUUCGUUAUAUUCAUAAACUUCAAAAGAAGGAUUUAGGUUUAACCACAGCAAUGAUUCCAUUGGGUAGUUGUACAAUGAAAUUAAAUGCUACCACUGAAAUGUAUCCAGUUUCAUGGCCAGAAUUUAAUUCAAUUCAUCCAUUUGUACCAGCUAAUCAAUCACUUGGUUAUAAGGAAAUGUUUGAAUCAAUCUCAAAUAUGUUAUGUGAAGUCACUGGUUUCGAUGGUUGUUCUUUACAACCAAAUGCUGGUUCACAAGGUGAAUAUGCUGGUUUAAUGGUAAUUCGUUCUUAUUUAACUUCAAUUGGUCAAAGUCAAAGAAAUGUUUGUCUCAUUCCAGUCUCUGCUCAUGGUACUAAUCCAGCAAGUGCUGCAAUGGUUGGUAUGAAAGUUGUUGUUGUAGAUUGUGAUACCAAUGGUAAUAUCGAUGUUGCCGAUCUUAAAGCUAAAGCUGAAAAACAUAAAGAUACAUUGGCUGCUCUUAUGAUCACUUAUCCAUCCACUCAUGGUGUAUUUGAAGAGGGUGCCAAUGAUAUUUGUGAUAUCAUUCAUGCCAAUGGUGGUCAAGUCUAUAUGGAUGGUGCAAAUAUGAACGCUCAAGUUGGUCUUUGUCGUCCAGGUGAUAUUGGUGCCGAUGUUUGUCAUUUAAAUCUUCAUAAAACUUUUUGUAUUCCACAUGGUGGUGGUGGUCCAGGUAUGGGUCCAAUUUGCGUUAAAUCCCAUCUCGCUCCAUUCCUUCCAGGUCAUUCCGUUGUAAAGGGUGUAGGUGGUGAACGUGCAAUGAGUGCAGUUUCUGCUGGUCCAUGGGGUUCAAGUUCAAUCCUUCCAAUCACUUAUGUUUACUUGAAAUUAAUGGGUGGUCAAGGUUUGAAAAAAGCAACCCAAGUCGCCAUUCUCAAUGCAAACUAUAUGGCAAGUAGAUUAAAGGAUCACUAUAAAAUUCUUUACACUGGUUCCCAUGGUUUGGUAGCUCAUGAAUUCAUUAUUGAUCUUAGAAUGUUUAAGGAAUCUGCUGGUAUCGAAGCUGAAGAUGUAGCUAAACGUCUUCAAGAUAUGAAUUUCCAUGGUCCAACCAUGUCUUGGCCAGUACCAAAUACUCUUAUGAUUGAACCAACCGAAUCUGAAUCAAAAUAUGAAUUGGAUCGUCUUUGUGAUGCUCUCAUUUUAAUUCGUGAGGAAAUUAGAGAGAUUGAAACUGGUAAAGCCGACAGAAAAAAUAAUGUUCUCGUUAAUUCUCCACACACUGAAAAAGUUAUUGUCGCUGAUAAUUGGAAUUAUCCAUACUCUCGUUCUAAAGCUGCUUUCCCAACUCCUGCAACUGUUGCCUCAAAAUUCUGGCCAACCGUUGGUAGAAUUGAUAACGUUCAUGGUGAUAAAAAUUUAGUUUGUUCUUGCCCACCACUUUCUGAUUAUCAAUAA